Molecule: messenger RNA, 2319 nt
Organism: Mesoplodon densirostris (Blainville's beaked whale)
Lineage: Eukaryota; Metazoa; Chordata; Mammalia; Artiodactyla; Ziphiidae
Gene: CDH26
Product: cadherin 26
Biological process (GO): homophilic cell-cell adhesion; cell morphogenesis; adherens junction organization
Cellular component (GO): catenin complex; plasma membrane; adherens junction
Molecular function (GO): cadherin binding; calcium ion binding
Source: RefSeq, a predicted model, not a curated record
AUGUGUCUACAAGCCAAGAAACACCAAGGAUCGCUGACACCACCAGAAGUUUAUUUUGAUAUUGCGAAUCGCUUAACGGGACAAAUUGUAGAUAAGUCCUUGAUUUUCAACAUCAGGAUCAGCGAUGUGAACGAUCAUGCACCCCAGUUCCCUGAGAAGGAAUUUAACAUCAGUGUGAAGGAGAACUACACUGCAGGUAUUCAACCUAUUUUUCAGAUGUUAACAGUGGAUUUGGAUCAAGAAAAUACUCCAAAUUCUCAUGUCCUUUACUUCCUUGUUUCCCAAACACCGUUACUGAGAGAAAGUGCUUUCUGGAUUGACCGUAUUAGUGGAGAAAUACAACUGUCAGGAUGCUUAGAUUAUGAGACUGCUCCUCGGCUUGCAUUACUAAUCAGAGCGGAGGAUUGUGGAGGACCACCGUUGUCAUCCACGGCCAUGGUUCACAAACGUGUGCAAGACGGCUACAACCACAUGCCACUUCAAUCACAAGAGGAUAUCCAGGUGGUUAUGGCGGAAGGCUGAGCCAGCCAGGGCAUGUUAUGUCUUGAGGUCCAAGAUGGUGAUUCGCCAUUUACGUCAGCAUGGAGAGUGAAGUUCAAUAUAUUAAAUGGCAAUGAAGAGGGACAUUUUGACAUUUUGACGGAUCCUGAGACCCAUGAAGGGAUUUUCAAUGUAAUCAAGCCUUUGGACUGUGAGACUCAGCCAGUGCGGAGCCUGGUCGUGGCCAUGGAGAACGAGGAGCCGUUCUUCUCCUGUGAAGGGGGGCAACUGCAGAGGCCACAGGCUGUGGCCAGCACCACUGCGAGUGUGCGGGUGGCCAGCGUCAAUGACCCGGCCGCCUUCCUCCCCGGGACCUUCAUCAUCAGUGAAGGCGACGGCGCUGGGCCUGGGACUCAGGUGGGCAUUUUUAAUGCUACUGAUCCCGGACAGAACUGCCAAUACGAACUGGCUUAUGAUCCAGCAGAUUGGGUCAGUGUAGAUGAGCUCUAAGGGGCAGUAAUCACCAGGAAGCAAGUUGACCGUGAAUCCCCUCACGUGAAUGACAGCUUUUACAUGAUCAUCGCUCAUACUGUCGAUGAUGGUGUUCCGCCACGGACGGGGACGGGGACCAUGCUGCUCUUCCUGUCAGACACCAGUGACAAUGCGCCCACCCUCCACCCUCGGUCUCGAUACCUGGAGGUGGAGUCUGCAGGAGGCAAGCCCCUCCCCAUCGAGGCAGAGGAUGGGGACCAGGAGCCCUACUCCGACCCGUUCACCUUCAAAUUGGACAAGACCUGGGGAAACACAGAAGACACGUGGAAACUGGGGGAAAAUCAUGGUCGCUCAGUGGAACUUUUAAUGCUGAGAAGCCUCCCACAUGGUGACUACUUGGUGCUGCUUUUCAUCGGAGACAAACAGGGACUUUCCCAGAAGUAGACUGUCCAUGUGAGGGUCUGUUCCUGUCCUGGUGGAUUCACAUGUGCAGACCCUCCGUCGGGAGCAGGGCUCCUCCAGGGGGUCCUGGCCUCUCUCUGUGCAGCGUUCAUAGCUCUGGCAGCCGCUCUGCUUUUCCUGCUGAGAUGCUCUUUUGUGUCUGGCCAGAGGCAGGGAUGCUCUAUCCCGUGUGAGGAAGGCAUCCAGACCCUGAUCCUGUGGAACGACGAGAGUGGAGCCGCCCCUGUCCAGGGACAGCCCUGGGCCUUCGUCACGGUGGGCGAGUCAUCUCUGCGCAUCCUCAGCCGCGAGCGAGGGAGGAUGAAGCCAGCCUCACAGUCGGUUGAAAGGUCAUACGUCAGGGAUCAGAUGUCAGCCCUGUCCAUCAACACAGCCGAGGCAGGCGCCAAGCUCCCCACCUUCAAAGGCCCUGGGAUUCUGCUCAACCUCACAUGCCUUCGCCUCUCAGCUCAGCAGCUCGGUGGUGCUGACAUCCCCAAAGGAGACCCUGGUUACCCACCUCGCGCCUACGCAGAGGAGGGCAAGUGUGAGCGAGCAGAGACCCGCAGUUCUCUCGCCUCCGAACAUGACCUGUCGCCCGACUUGCUGGACUCUUUGGGGCCAAAGGCUGCUCCACUCGAAGAAAUAUAUUCUAAGUCAGAUUUUUGUGCCAGCUGGGAUGGCCUGGCCAGCAUCCGUGACCAGGUCGUGUUUCUCCUCUGGCCCCCGACCCCUCACACCGCCCCUCACAUGGCACUGGGGAAGUAUGCCCCCUCCCGGCUUGUCUGCCUACCCAGCCCACUGCAGGCCAGCCUUCUGGGGGCAAGUGCUGUCUUACCUGCUUCUGUGGUACAUGACACGGUGCCUGGCAUGAGCUGGACACUUCAUCAGAGUGAGCUGCAGUAG